Molecule: messenger RNA, 1158 nt
Organism: Elaeis guineensis (African oil palm)
Lineage: Eukaryota; Viridiplantae; Streptophyta; Magnoliopsida; Arecales; Arecaceae
Product: aquaporin NIP2-1
Biological process (GO): transmembrane transport
Cellular component (GO): membrane
Molecular function (GO): channel activity
Source: RefSeq, a predicted model, not a curated record
AUAGAGGCCUAGAGGAACUCAGGAAAGCAUAAGCUAAUUAAGCUCAGAGAGUGCUUUAGAGUUUAGAGCUUUUAAGAGAGAUGGCUUCCUUUCCAAGGCCUAGCCGUUCUAAUGAAAUCCAUGACAUGGCCACACCUCAAAACCCCAUCACUUCGGGACCUCCUCAGUACAAAUCACUUGAAGAUCUCCUCCCACCCUUUCUUCUUAAAAAGGUGGUUUCCGAAAUUAUAGCAACAUUUCUACUAGUAUUCGUGACCUGCGGCUCGGCCGCGCUGUACACUAGCAACCACGACCGGAUUUCACAGCUGGGGCAAUCAGUGGCCGGAGGACUGAUCGUGACGGUGAUGAUAUAUGCUGUUGGGCAUAUCUCCGGUGCCCACAUGAACCCAGCCGUCACCUUGUCUUUCGCUGUGUAUAGGCAUUUCCCUUGGAUUCAGGUCCCUUUCUAUUGGGCAGCUCAGAUCACAGGGGCCGUCAUCUCCUCAUACAUCCUCCGUGAAUUGUUGGAUCCAAUCACCAAUCUUGGUACCACCACACCAUCGGGUACGGUAUGGCAAGCAUUGGUGAUGGAGAUCAUUGUUACAUUCUGCAUGAUGUUUGUUACAUUGGCAGUGGCGACAGACACAAAAGCUGUAGGGGAGUUGGCAGGCUUAGCAGUUGGAUCAGCAGUUUGCAUUACUUCUAUCCUAGCGGGGCCGGUAUCAGGAGGAUCGAUGAACCCUGCAAGGACAUUAGGACCUGCGGUCGCGAGCAAGAAAUACAAUGGGCUUUGGGUGUACUUCAUUGGCCCGCCGAUGGGUACCCUAUCCGCGGGGUUGGCCUACACUUUCAUACGUUUAACCAACAAGGAUGGUAGUCAGAAACUAUCUUCAUUCAAGCUUCGCCGUUUGCAGAGCCAAGGUUCACCUAUUCCCACUGAAGAGGUUGGUUUGGAAAAUGUAUGAUGGAUGGAGGCCAGCUUCCAAGGGCUUAGCCCAAGAAAUAACAUGAUGUUGCUAGCUUUUAUGUAACUGGCUAGUCUACGCAUCUUCGUAUAUGGCUGUGUCUCUUGCAUUGGAGGAUCUUGGUUAGGAAACCUCCAUCCUGACAAACUAUUGUAAAAUGUCAGCUUUGGGUUUUUAGUGGAAGUGACAAUAUAUCUUUCUUUUUAAGGCGGUA